AUUUUUCUUCUCCUAGAUCUUGUUUUGGAACCGAAUGUGUCUUGGGAGUCUCCUGCUGCUGCUGCUCUCCAGCACACAAUAGUUCCCUUGCACACGGAAUCAGUUCAGUCACACAUUGAUUAACACAAGAUGGAUGGAGCUUACAAGAUGGAAGAUAAUACUUCAUUAGUGAGAGGGGCUCAGGACAUUGCCAAGGUAGUCAAGAAACAGGCAGGGAGGAAAGGGAAUGCAACUGUAGAGAAAGCUCAAGACGAGUAUACGGAAAGAUCUUACAAUAGAUUCCAAGGCAGAGAAGAUGAUGAAUACUAUACCCAAGAAGGAAAUUACGGUGGUGAGGCAAAUGAAGAUGAAGGAUCAAGUGAAGCGACUGAAGGGCAUGAUGAAGAUGAUGAGAUUUAUGAGGGGGAAUAUCAGGGAAUCCCAAAUGCGACUCAGAACAAGGAUGGGAUCGGAGCCUUAGGUCAGCCCGUACGAGAUGACUACAAAGAUCGUCUUGAACUGGAAACGGAGAGAAAAGCUGAUGAAGAAGAAUUGGCACAGCAGUAUGAGCUCAUCAUUCAGGAAUGUGGGCAUGGACGUUUUCAGUGGGCCCUCUUCUUUGUUCUUGGGAUGGCGCUAAUGGCUGACGGGGUGGAAGUUUUUGUGGUUGGAUUUGUAUUGCCCAGUGCUGAGACAGACAUGUGCAUCCCUAAUUCUGGAUCAGGAUGGCUUGGUAGCAUAGUAUACCUUGGGAUGAUGGUGGGGGCAUUCUUCUGGGGAGGCUUGGCAGACAAGGUGGGAAGGAGACAGUCUCUUCUCAUAUGUAUGUCUGUCAAUGGAUUCUUUGCCUUCCUUUCAUCAUUUGUCCAGGGCUAUGGCUUCUUUCUCUUCUGUCGUUUACUUUCUGGAUUUGGGAUUGGAGGAGCUGUUCCAGUUGUAUUCUCCUAUUUUGCUGAAGUUCUCGCUCGAGAAAAACGUGGAGAACACUUAAGUUGGCUUUGCAUGUUUUGGAUGAUUGGGGGCAUCUAUGCAUCCGCCAUGGCCUGGGCAAUCAUCCCUCACUAUGGAUGGAGUUUCAGCAUGGGAUCUGCUUACCAGUUUCACAGCUGGCGAGUGUUUGUCAUUAUGUGUGCUCUGCCCUGUGUUUCCGCUGUGGUGGCACUUACCUUCAUGCCAGAAAGUCCAAGGUUCUUGCUUGAGGUUGGGAAACAUGAUGAAGCUUGGAUGAUUCUCAAACAAAUUCAUGAUACAAACAUGAGAGCUCGUGGUCAGCCUGAAAAAGUUUUCACAGUUAACAGGAUAAAAACUCCCAAGCAAAUAGAUGAGUUUAUAGAAAUAGAAAGCGAUACAGGAACCUGGUACAAGCGGUGCUAUGUCAGAGUGCGUACAGAGCUGGAUGGUAUUUGGUCAACUUUUAUGAGGUGUUUCACUUAUCCCAUCAAGGACAGUACGACCAAACUUGCAAUAGUAUGGUUUACUCUUUCUUUUGGAUACUAUGGAUUAUCAGUCUGGUUUCCAGAUGUGAUUAAGCAUCUACAAGCAGAUGAGUAUGCUUCUAGAAGGAAGAGUUUUGGAAAUGAGAUAAUAAAAGACUUUGACUUCAACUUUACUUUGGAAAAUCAGAUCCACUACAAUGGAACUUUCAUCAAUGACAGGUUCACAAUGAUGAAAUUCAAAGCGGUUACAUUUCAAGAUACUCUCUUUAGUACCUGUUAUUUUGAAGAUGUUACUACGCUGAAUACGUAUUUCAGGAACUGCACUUUUGUGAGGAGCAUUUUCUUCAACACAGAUCUUGAACCAUAUAAAUAUCCUGGCAGUGAAUUUAUAAACUGCACAUUCAUUCACAACAAGACAGGGUGUCAAAUAUCCUUUGACGAUGAUUACAGUGCCUAUUGGAUUUACUUUGUUAAUUUCCUGGGGACUUUAGCUGUACUACCAGGGAAUAUCGUCUCCGCUCUUCUGAUGGACAGAAUUGGGCGUUUAACAAUGUUAGGUGGUUCUAUGAUUCUUUCUGGAAUUAGCUGCUUUUUCCUGUGGUUUGGUACAAGUGAAUCCAUGAUGAUAGGCAUGCUGUGCCUGUACAACGGCCUCACCAUCUCGGCGUGGAACUCCCUUGAUGUCAUCACUGUGGAGCUUUAUCCUUCAGACAGGAGGGCAACAGGCUUUGGCUUUUUAAAUGCACUAUGCAAAGCAGCAGCUGUCCUUGGAAACCUUAUAUUUGGUUCCUUCGUUAUCAUCACCAAAUCAAUUCCUAUUCUCUUGGCUUCCUCGGUUCUAGUAUGUGGAGGCUUGGUAGGACUUCGGCUCCCAGACACCAGAACCCAAGUGCUGAUGUAACUUGGGAAGGAUUUUGGAUUAAAAGCCAUUUCCAGUUUGUUUUCCUCCCUUUCCAAGUGUCAGAUCUCCUGGCUGGAUGGGCAAAGGCUUCAGAUUCUCAGUGCAUGGAAGGUGACUGUAUAGCAGAACUCCCACUAACAUAAUGAAAACACUGUAACAGAUUUAAGCCCUUUUCCAGGGUGCUUCUUCAUUCAUUCAACACACGAAAGGGGGGUGGUACCCUGCCUGCUUGCCCCACCCCUCCACCCUCUGACUCUCACACAUUCAGCAAAAGUUUGGAGGAGGAAGCCUCCAUUGGUAGUAUGCUCUGUGUGACUGAAUACCACCCUCUAGUUGUACAGGAUUCCCAAGUACUUUUAGCUGUGUGCAUAGUGGCUCACCCUUCAUGUAUUUGCUAAAUGUAUGAAGGGUGGAGCUGGCAUGCACAUAUUGACAUUGGGGGCAGGUCAAGCAGGCACGCCACCGCUUUCUCCUCUACUUUUGAAGAGGGCUAUUGUUCAAGCUUUAUAAAUUCUACAUGGCCCCUUGUAUUUCAGGCUAAAAGGGCAGUUCAGUGAAGAAUUGGUCGCCUUGACCUCAGCUGAACAACACUAGGGUAAGAAUUAUGUGAAUUGCCCCAUUAAGAGUUGCUUGUUUCCAGUCGAUCUAUUUUAAGUGAUUUAAGAGGACAGAUUGCUGAAACAAAUCAGUAGUUCAUAUGUGACAGUUUUCCUACAACAAGGUCAUCUCUGAAUAGGAAAAAAGAAGUGUUUUGGAAUGAAUGUUUUGUUUGCUCAUGAGUACAGGGGUGUAGGGAAAAUGUCACAUCUAAAAUAGCUUUUAAAACUGCAACAUGAAACUAUCCCUGUAGUUUAACACUAAUGCUUUCUGUGCCAAAAAGCCACAAAAGUGAAUAUUUACUAUUUUUAAUUAAGCUGAUAAUAAGCAGAAACUUCAAGGCCUUUCUUAGUAGUAUACGUUAAUCUAACUUGCAUCAGGAGAUACAACAUAAAAUGGAACAGGCUGCAUGACUGUACUUCAAGACAUAUUUCCUGCUUUCUUAGAAUAAGGGGUUGGGGGGAUGGCAUUGCCACUUUCAUAAGAAACCAUUUUUAUGCAAAUUCAGGCUGGGCACAAACUGCCUGUUGCUGUUCAAUCUGUUAACUAUCUAAUAACUUACUACGUUAUCGCAGCUGAGCUCCUCACAGGGAAGUAAGGCAAAAGUGUAAUAACAGAAAUGUUUUAUGGAUGUGCCAUGCUCCUCAAAUGAUGUUAAGGGUUUCUGUAAAAUUGCACUAAAUGGAAACAUUGCCCCUUUCCCAUUUUGGAAGCAAUC
This is a messenger RNA of Lacerta agilis (Sand lizard), 3631 nucleotides long. It is a transcript of the gene SV2C, whose product is annotated as synaptic vesicle glycoprotein 2C. The transcript has 12 exons. Bases 130 to 2316 code for a protein of 728 amino acids. Gene Ontology annotation, biological process: transmembrane transport; chemical synaptic transmission. Gene Ontology annotation, cellular component: membrane. The record is from RefSeq and is a predicted model, not a curated record. NCBI's taxonomy places the organism in Eukaryota, Metazoa, Chordata, Lepidosauria, Squamata, Lacertidae. Gene Ontology annotation, molecular function: transmembrane transporter activity.